UGUGAAAGGAGACGAAGUGAACCAUUAAGACAUUGAAAACAACUGAAGAAUGCACAAUUAAAGGAACAAGCUUCUUUUAGUAUGAAGCAAAGCCCGGCCAUAGAAAACAAGGAAUUGGACAAUUUAUGCGGAGUGGACCUGCCAUGUUAAGAAGAUUCUUUAGAAGAGUUCUGGGGUUAGCAGGCUUUACUAUUCAAUAUGGUUGCAUUGUGCAUUGCACUUUUGAGUACCUUGGAGAAAUCGUUAUGUGCUCUGGCCCCUCCAUGGAGCCUACAAUUAGGACGUAUGAUGUAAUUAUCUGUGAAAAACUCAGUCGACAGUUUUACCGCAUUGACAAAGGUGAUAUUAUAAUUGCUAAAAAUCCAAACGACCCCAAGAUGAGCAUCUGCAAAAGACUGAUUGGUCUGGAAGGAGACAAAGUGUGUACGAGUGGCCUACAUGAUCUCUUUAGGAGUCAUAUAUAUGUACCAAAAGGCCAUGUUUGGCUGGAGGGUGAUAACCUCCACAAUUCCACUGAUUCCAGAAAUUAUGGACCAGUUCCUUAUGCACUGAUACGGGGUCGUGCAUGUUUCAAGAUUUGGCCUCUACAUGAGUUUGGUGUUCUGCGAGAAAGCCCUAAUGACUGAAUUCUUCCCCAAAAACAAAGUAGACAAAGAAUAUGUAGUUUUUUAGUGAAAGAAUUUUUCCUUCGGUUGUCAUAUCACAAGCCCAACAGUUCUUUUCCUAACGUAGAGUUGACAAGCACUUUGCAAGUGGAUAAAGUGUUAGUGGUUUCUGUGAAACAAUGCACUGUACUUGAACUGUUUAUAAUAAAGAUAAAUUAUGCUACAAAAGGGA
Molecule: messenger RNA, 837 nt
Organism: Callorhinchus milii (elephant shark)
Lineage: Eukaryota; Metazoa; Chordata; Chondrichthyes; Chimaeriformes; Callorhinchidae
Gene: immp1l
Product: inner mitochondrial membrane peptidase subunit 1
Exons: 8
Coding region: 126-626 (166 amino acids)
Cellular component (GO): mitochondrial inner membrane peptidase complex; membrane
Molecular function (GO): serine-type endopeptidase activity
Source: RefSeq, a predicted model, not a curated record